Gossypium raimondii (Peruvian cotton) is the source of this 1541-nucleotide messenger RNA. RefSeq names its product SNF1-related protein kinase regulatory subunit beta-2. NCBI's taxonomy places the organism in Eukaryota, Viridiplantae, Streptophyta, Magnoliopsida, Malvales, Malvaceae. The coding region runs from base 501 to 1334 and encodes 277 amino acids. The record is from RefSeq and is a predicted model, not a curated record. The transcript has 4 exons. Gene Ontology annotation, molecular function: protein binding.
AGGAGGAAAGGGUAAGCCAGGCAUUAGACAUUAAAGCUUUGGGCGAUAGAAAUCAGAGACAGAACAGGGUGAAAAAAGGGCUCAUGUUAUUGCCCUAAUCUCAACCCCCGAAAAAACCAAAUAAAAAACCAAACCAAAACUGAGAAACAAAAGACUUUGUCAAAUGAUGACGUGACCAUCAUCCAUUCAUCCCCCAUUCCAGAUCCCCACUACUUCAUCACCACUCCUAACUCAUCGCUCAAUUUUCUUCUUCUUCUUCUUCUUUUCAAUUUUUUUUACAAAAUUCUCCCAAUUCUACAUCUGGGUUUUUGUUUUUGAAAGAUGGGUAUGGGUAUCUAUUAUAAUGGGGGAAUCAUGAGUCAAUUUUGAGAUUCUGUGAGUGGUGGGAAUUUGGGUUUUUUUUUUCUCUGCUUAGUUUAUAUAAAUUUUUUUAGAAGUGAUAAAUUGAUCAUCAAUAAAGAAACAAUAAUUAAUAGUUUAAUACUAAUAAUUAAAAAAAAAUGGGGAAUGUGAAUGGAAGAGAAGAUGGGAGUAAUAGCCCAUCAGGGAUUGAAGAAGAAGAAACAAGGGCUAACAGUGCUCUUGAAGCUAUGGCGGCACCUAUGGGUCACUCACCUCCUCACAGUCCCACAUCAACACAUUCUCCUCUCAUGUUUACUCCUCAGGUUCCAGUUGUUCCUUUACAAAGACCUGAUGAGAUGCACGGAUCAAGCCCAUCGUGGAUGCAGUCUGCAAUCGGAUACGAAGAUGGCUGCACCGAGAAGGGAAUUCCAACAAUGAUUACAUGGGGCUAUGGUGGCAAAGAAGUAGCCGUUGAGGGAUCAUGGGAUAAUUGGAAGACAAGAAUCCCUUUGCAGAGAUGUGGAAAAGACUUCACUAUUAUGAAAGUGUUACCAUCGGGUGUUUACCAGUAUAGGUUCAUUGUCGAUGGACAAUGGAGGUAUGCCCCUGACUUGCCAUGGGCUCAAGACGGCACAGGCAAUGCUAACAACAUUUUGGACUUGCAGGAUUAUGUUCCGGAAGAUAUUGAAAGUAUAUCUAGUUUCGAACCUCCGCUGUCCCCCGAGUCAAGUUACAGUAAUUUGCCGCUUGGAGCCGAAGAUUUCGCUAAGGAGCCACCACUCGUCCCUCCUCACCUACAACUUCCACUCCUUAAUCUACCUGCAUCUCACAUGGAGAUCCCGCCACCUCUGUCGAGACCAAAGCACGCAAUCCUCAACCAUCUGUACAUUCAAAAGGGGAAAAAUGGCCAACCUGUGGUGGCACUCGGUUCGACUCAUCGGUUUCGAGCCAAGUAUGUGACCGUGGUGCUGUACAAACCCGUGCAGCGGUAGUAUUAGAUUGUGUCCCGGUACGGGAUCUUUGUAGUCUCGGGUGGAUCACAUGAAUGUGGUUGAUAUAUAGUUAUCAGUAUAGAUGUUGUGCCGUCAACUUUAACUAUAUAUAGCCUAGGUAGGGAGUCGCCAUAUGAAAACUUCUAAAGAUUCUGAUCUUUGUUUUUCUCCACGCUUUAUAUAUAUAAGUAUUUGGUUCCCAUGAAA